Messenger RNA from Pleuronectes platessa (European plaice), 1077 nucleotides. RefSeq names its product partner of NOB1 homolog (gene pno1). Gene Ontology annotation, molecular function: RNA binding. The transcript is spliced from 7 exons. The coding region runs from base 119 to 862 and encodes 247 amino acids. The record is from RefSeq and is a predicted model, not a curated record. Lineage: Eukaryota; Metazoa; Chordata; Actinopteri; Pleuronectiformes; Pleuronectidae. Gene Ontology annotation, cellular component: nucleolus.
GGUGGGACUUUGGGUCCUCUUUGAUGCACGCGGAUCUCCCUCAUGUCGCCGUGGCCUCUCGCUCCUCCACUUCUCACUCUUUCCUCCGGUUUAACUUCUCUUCUGCUUUAAAUUCGCAAUGGACGUUGAUAAGAACACGGAGUCUGUCCCAGUCGCCGUCGCGGACACCCCCGUGGACCCGGAGGCUUUCAUCCAGGUGAAGAGAAGGACCCAGAAGAGAAAGCUCGAACAAGAUGGAGCGGACAUGGACACGGAGCAAUCGCUGGCCAGCAAGCGGCCGCAGUUCCCCCCGAUCUCCGGCGACAGACUCAAGGGACCGACUGAGAUGCGUAAGAUCGCGAUCCCCGCUCACAGAUACACGCCUCUGAAGGAGAACUGGCUGAAGAUCUACACCCCCAUCGUAGAGAACCUGCACCUCCAAGUCCGAUUCAACCUCAAAUCGAGGAACGUGGAAAUCAAAACGUGUAAAGACACACAGGACAUCGGCUCCCUCACGAAAGCAACGGAUUUCGUUAAAGCGUUUGUUCUCGGAUUCCAGGUUGAAGAUUCUCUCGCUCUCAUCAGAUUAGAUGAGCUUUUCCUAGAAAGCUUUGAUGUCACAGACGUGAAACCUCUGAAGGGAGAUCAUUUAUCCAGAGCCAUCGGCAGAAUCGCAGGAAAAGGAGGAAAAACCAAAUUCACCAUCGAGAACGUCACAAAGACUCGGAUCGUGCUGGCAGACACGAAAAUUCACUUAUUAGGAUCUUUCCAGAAUAUCAAGAUGGCCCGGACGGCCAUUUGUAACUUAAUCCUAGGAAGUCCACCUUCAAAGGUCUACGGUAACAUCAGAGUGGUGGCGAGCAGGAGUGCCGAGAGAUUCUGAUUGGUUGCCGUUUGUCAUCUCUUCCCCCCCAUUGGCUGGUGGAAUUCCCACUUGGAUCCAUGUUGUUAAGACUGUUGCCGACUCCUCAGGCUCCACUGACUGCCUCAUAAACAGCUGGUUAUUGGAUCAGAUUCCUAAUGAGGAAAAAGUUAUGCAACAACAGAAUGUUCAUGUAUCUGAUAGUUUGUGUAAAUAAAAAAAGUGAAACCUCUGAA